Salvelinus sp. IW2-2015 is the source of this 770-nucleotide messenger RNA. RefSeq names its product equilibrative nucleobase transporter 1. The record is from RefSeq and is a predicted model, not a curated record. Gene Ontology annotation, biological process: regulation of transcription by RNA polymerase II. NCBI's taxonomy places the organism in Eukaryota, Metazoa, Chordata, Actinopteri, Salmoniformes, Salmonidae. Gene Ontology annotation, molecular function: RNA polymerase II cis-regulatory region sequence-specific DNA binding; DNA-binding transcription factor activity, RNA polymerase II-specific.
GAGAGAGCGAGGGAGAGAGAGGAGGGAGAGAGAGAGAGAGAAGAGAGAGGGAGAGAGGAUGGAGGACAUAUAGAAAAGUAAGACAUAAGAGUCAGAGGAUAGAAAAAGGGUCUCUUUGAAUACAGUCACCCAUUAACCUCACAUUAAUAAGCAACAAGAACAGUCCUUUGAGUGACAGUUAAACAGGCAGCCAGCCAGUCAGUCAAGGAGCAGGGAGUCAUCAGUGCAGCCAGCAAGCCAGUCAGAGCAAGGACUCAGUCAGCCAGGCAGGUAGCUAGUCAGCCAGCCAGGCAGUCAGGCAGUCAGUCUGUUAAUCAGCGAGGAUGCUGGGAUGCGAGGGGGGAGGGGUAGGGUUGCGCUACAGACUGACCCUGGCCACAGGGCUGGUGGAGUGUCUGUGUUUCGCCGGCGUGGUCUUCGGUUGGGCAUCGCUGGUMUUCGUCCUGAAGACAGAUGGAUACUUCACUGACCUCUGUGUCAAUCUGACUACUGGACCCAACAGUACAGUGGAAACAGACUGUAGUGGACAGGAUGAACAGUUCUCCCUGGUCUUUACCGUCACCUCCUUUAUGAACAACUUCCUCACGCUUCCCAACGGAUUCAUCUUUGACCGCUUCGGCACCAUGACAACGAGGCUUCUGGGAAUAUGUCUCUACACCACUGGUACACUGAUGGUUGCCUUCUCCAGUUCAGCUCUGUCCAUGCUGCUGUUCCCAGCCCUGUCCUUCAUCGCAGUGGGAGGUAUAUUGUUCCUCAUCACAAACAUACAG